Messenger RNA from Symbiodinium sp. CCMP2592, 794 nucleotides. The record is from the annotation of a GenBank genome assembly. Lineage: Eukaryota; Dinophyceae; Suessiales; Symbiodiniaceae.
AUGGACCCAGGUGGCAGCUGUCGCCUCGUCUUGGACGCCAGUCUAGCCAAAGGCAGUCCGGCCUCCGUCGCCGCUUUGACAGGGAGCGAGCUCUGGCAACACGUCUGGCGCGUGGACAUGCCCUGCGAGGCUUCCGAGGAGAUGCCGACGUGCCCUAUUUGCCUCGGCGAGCCGGAGCUGAUCCGGACGCCUCCCUGUGGCCACGUGAUCUGUUACCUUUGCGUACCUUGGCGUGUACAACAUGCGGCAACUCUGGGCGAGGCUUGCAAAUGCCCGGUGUGCAGCCAGGCCAUGCGCUUGGAAGACCUGCGCCCUGUUCGCCUGGAGCUUCAGCACCUGCCAAAGCCGGAGGAAGGCGGCUCCCUGGUCUUCACACUGGUGCGAAGAACUGGCCUUCACUACCUGAGUCUCGCGGGAGCCAUUUUCGCUCGCCGAAUCUUCGGCGAUCCCGAGCUGUACCUCAGCAGCCUCCACGAAGAUCUGCGGGUGCUGGAGUCUGCGGCUGCCGCCGGCGGUGAGGAGGCCGGCUCCACUGGCGAGGUCUGCCAUCGAAGUUCCUCGCUCUGCAUCCAGUGUGCCAUGGGCUGCGGGGGCCCGGGAAGCCGAUUGAAGCAAAAGAAUCCCUGCUUUGGACUGGAUCUGAUGUUAGCUGCAGUGCAGCUAAUUUUUCUCGAGCCUUACUUGAUGAAGCAGCUUCUCUCCGAGCACAGGUGGGCUUCGGCGAAAUCUGAAGCAUUGCUUUUCAGAAGCAAGUCUAAGUCCAUUGAGCCGCUGACAGAUCAAAUGAAGCAAAG